AUGAUAUCUACGGAUAGUGCGGUCGACGGAUGCGAUCUGGCCAAUAUGGAGCGCCUGUACUUCGCACGCGCUUACAAACUAUCCUCACCCACAGUGUGCGCUGUUCCCUUCUCGGCCGCCAAAAUUUCGUCUCCGUGGAACUCCGCUCCGCCCCCGACGGGCCCCGCCGCGGGUGGUGCCGCCGUGCCGCCCCCACCCGAAGCCAACGGCUCGGAGGACAGCAACAGCAAAGACAGCACGGGCAAGGUGGACGUGUCCAACAAUGACGCCGAAGGAGUUUGGAGUCCCGACAUCGAACAGAGCUUUCAGGAGGCGCUGGCCAUCUACCCGCCUUGCGGCAGGAGGAAGAUCAUCCUGUCCGACGAGGGAAAGAUGUACGGUCGUAACGAGUUGAUAGCACGGUACAUAAAGCUGAGAACGGGCAAAACACGGACUCGGAAGCAAGUGUCUAGUCACAUUCAGGUCCUUGCCCGUCGAAAAUCUAGAGAGAUACAAGCCAAAUUAAAGGCAAGUGAAACUAAAGACCAGGCAGCGAAGGAGGCAGCUCUCCAGUCCAUGUCCUCCAUGUCGUCCGCUCAGAUCGUCUCUUUGUUUUGCUCCCAGGACCAAGCAGCGAAGGAGAAGGCACUGCACUCCCUCACGUCCCUGACGUCCGCUCAGAUAGUUUCGGCAUCUACCAUACAGAACAAAGCUGCUACAGCAGGACUGGCAACUUUAGUUCCCCCUGUCAGCUAUCCUGGGGGACCGUUCUGGCAAUCAACUAUUGCACAACCUGGAACCUCUGAAGAUAUUAAGCCGUUUGCUGGUCAACCAUAUGCCAUUCCACCGAAACCUCCCGUCACUGCCUCCAUGACUGGUGUUGAUCUCCUCAAUCAUCCUCCUUCUCAGACUUGGGACAAUAAAUCCAUUGCGACGCAAAAACUCCGUCUCGUAGAAUUUUCCGCUUUUAUGGAACAGCAGAGGGAUCCAGACAAUUAUCAUAAACAUCUGUUUGUCCACAUAGGAGGUUUAUCUGUUUUUACAGACCCACCCUUGGAAGCAGUAGACAUUAGGCAAAUUUAUGAUAAGUUUCCUGAAAAGAAAGGUGGGCUUAAAGAAUUGUAUGAUAAAGGACCACAAAAUGCCUUCUUUUUGGUGAAAUUUUGGGCUGACCUAAACACAAACAUUCAAGAUGAAACAGGUGCAUUUUACGGCGUCACGAGCCAAUAUGAAAGUAAUGAUAAUAUGACCAUUACAUGUUCAACAAAAGUGUGUUCAUUUGGUAAACAAGUUGUAGAAAAAGUAGAAACGGAAUACGCACGUUUUGAAAAUGCUAGAUUUGUGUACAGGAUUCACAGAUCACCUAUGUGCGAAUACAUGAUCAAUUUCAUUCACAAAUUAAAACAUUUACCAGAAAAAUACAUGAUGAAUAGCGUUCUUGAAAAUUUUACUAUCCUUCAGGUGGUGACCAAUAGGGAAACUCAAGAAACAUUGUUAUGUAUUGCUUAUGUGUUUGAAGUGUCAACCAGUGAGCAUGGUGCUCAACAUCACAUAUACAGACUUGUUAAAGACUAAAUUGUUCAGUGUUUAGAUGCCAUCACAUUUAUCACCCAUCAACAGACAUAUCUCCUUCAGUGCCUACAUCACAAUCAGUUGGCUUUUGCCUUGUAUAUAAUUGCUGUUUUGACCCAUGUGAUUGGUUGUUAGGUGCCACACACUGAGUUUCUCGCGAAAAUGUUUUAGACAAAUGGCUUUAUUUUUACAAUGCCACACACAGGAGACAACUGUCCAUCCGCGGAGACAGAUCUUGUUCUGUUCGGUAGAACGGAGCAUUCAAUUUAAAGAAGACAGUCGUGAGAGCUAUGACUUCGCAAAGUAUGCAACAUCAGAUCAAAGAUGGAAAAUGACCUGUCCUUAUGAAGGAAUGAAAGAGUGCAUAACCAUUUCCUACCAAUGACCAGUGUUAGUGUUUUAUUACUGUCUCUGCGAGACCAAACCUUGUGCUUUCUAUAUUACAUGGGGAAGGCAGCUCACUUUUAUCGUGUAUGUUUUUUUGGUAAAUUUGUUUCCUUUUAUAAUUAUGUUCUGUAUCGUUUUCCGAAUGGUCGUCAACAAGAUAGAGAAACAUGCAUAAUACACCAUGGUAGUACAUUAAAAGCCAUCCGUCACAAAAAGAAUAUAUUUUAUCGAAGAGGCCCUCCUUUUUCAUUUGCUUUUUUUGCUCGAGCAUGAAAGAAUCAGAGAUGUAAACUUUCACUAAAUCAAUUCUGAUGGGUAACUGAAUUUAAUAUUACUGAAAUACAAAUCAAACAAGAAAUAUAAUCUUGCAGGGUUGAACUAAAUAUUGUGAUCUAAUCAAUCACAAAUAAAAUAAAUUAUUUAAGAGAAAAUUUUAGAAACACAUUUUCCAUAUAUUUUUUGCUUUAAGCAUUAUUAUUGUGUAAUAUUUUUAUUUUAUUGCCAAUUAGUAAUUUAACACAUCUUAGAUUAUUGCAAUUUGAUUGAAUAAUGGCACACUUAAAUACUUAACUUUGUUGCAAAUUUGAUCAUUUACUAAAAUUAUAGUUAGUAUUAUCUUGAUGGUUACAUGUACUAGUUAGUAUAUCCGUAUUGUUUCAGCUUUGGCCAAAGAUUACAAUUUUAUUUAUGGGAUCGUAAAUAAUGACAAAUGCAAUUUUGCUUUUUAAGGGGAAAAUUAAAAUAUAAAGUGCCAUAGAUGUGCCGUUCAAUGAUACUUUCAUUUUCCCUCUGGAAACAGUGCCAUUUUUAAAUGUCGGCUAGUACAUGUGAUCAUUGUGUCAAAUUUAUAGAUUCGAGUUACAAAAUCUCAGGCCUAGCUUCGUCGACAGUUGCGAUCAAACGAGACGUCUCCGUGGACGUCGUUCUAAAAGCAGACUCACUUAUAAAUAACUCAACCAAUGGAUUCUUAGAAUAAAAUUGUGUUCUGUUUCUGCCAGGUUUCGUGAUUAAGAAAAAUGUAAAGAAUUGUUUUAACAGGGUUCUUUGUAGUACUUUAAAUAAGUGUUUUAUCACUUAUUAGAGAGGGGAUUAGUUUUGUCUUUUUCUGUUAUGUGACAAUAUUGCCUGAAGUAGAUCUCAUUUAUUUGCUUCACCACGACAUGGGCAAUGCUCACAAGAGAUUUUUGUGUACAGAUUAAUUUAAUUGGCAGCUUUGUAUUGGAAGUUUGGUUCACGUCCAUUGUCAUGUUUAUUAUUUGCUUAGUGGAAGCCUUCCCAUCCUACUGGUAGUGUAAGGAAAGUGAAUAAACAGUUUGAACAAAUAAAUGUUGUUUUUU
This is a messenger RNA of Centruroides sculpturatus (bark scorpion), 3275 nucleotides long. It is a transcript of the gene scalloped, whose product is annotated as transcriptional enhancer factor TEF-3-like. Gene Ontology annotation, biological process: embryonic organ development; regulation of transcription by RNA polymerase II; hippo signaling. The coding region runs from base 1 to 1554 and encodes 517 amino acids. The record is from RefSeq and is a predicted model, not a curated record. The transcript is spliced from 12 exons. Gene Ontology annotation, cellular component: transcription regulator complex. Gene Ontology annotation, molecular function: DNA-binding transcription factor activity, RNA polymerase II-specific; RNA polymerase II cis-regulatory region sequence-specific DNA binding. Lineage: Eukaryota; Metazoa; Arthropoda; Arachnida; Scorpiones; Buthidae.